Ilex paraguariensis (yerba mate) is the source of this 480-nucleotide messenger RNA. The record is from the annotation of a GenBank genome assembly. Lineage: Eukaryota; Viridiplantae; Streptophyta; Magnoliopsida; Aquifoliales; Aquifoliaceae.
AUGGCACGCCGUCCUCACCGAGCUCGACCUCACCAAGCUCGUCCUCACCACGCUCUGUUGAAGAAACUUGCAAAAGAUAUUGAAUCCUUGAAGAAAGCCAACAAUGACGUUGUCGAAGCUAAAGUCGUGCGGAUUGAAACGGUGCCGUAUAAAUUGGGCGGUAAAAGACGCGCCUCUUUUGAGGCCACCUUGCCUGACCCUUUGCAAUAUAAAAGGCAGAGCUUCUGGUUCAAAAUUCAGAGCACACCUCUCAACUCUCAAAUCAGAUCUCAACUCUCUCAAUCAAACCUGUCAAUGGCACGCCGUCCUCACCGAGCUCGACCUCACCAAGCUCGUCCUCACCACGCUCUGUUGAAGAAACUUGCAAAAGAUAUUGAAUCCUUGAAGAAAGCCAACAAUGACGUUGUCGAAGCUGUAGAACUGAGGAAACAGUGGAGGAAGAAGACUAGGACAACUAGAUCAUAUGUUGUCUAUUGGUAG